AUGUUAAGUAACACGAUAUUUUACCUUUUCUUGGUUUUCGUUCAAUUGAUUCCUCAAGCUGUCUCUCAAAACCUUCCAUUUAAAGUUGAGAAAAUAUCCUUACCAAAAUUAGGUUGGGGUUUAGGAUCAUUAGAACCUUAUAUUUCAAAGGAAACUAAUGUGUUGCACUAUUUUAAACAUCACCAAGCUUAUGUUAAUAACUACAAUGCUGCUCUUGAUAGUUUGGUUGAAGCUGAAGCCAAAGGUGACUACAAGACAAUUGUUGAAUUGCAAUCGGCAAUUGCGUUUAAUGGGGGUGGUCAUAUUAAUCAUUCAUUAUUUUGGAAGAAUUUGGCUCCAGUUUCAGAAGGUGGUGGGGAAUUUCCUGAUUUGAACUCGGAAUUGUCUAAACUUGUUUAUAAACAAUUUGGUGGAUUUGAUGAAUUAAUCAAGUUGACAAAUGAGAAGUUGGCCACUAUCCAAGGUUCAGGUUGGGCAUUUAUUGUUAAAAAUUUAAGUAAUGGUGGGAAGAUCGAGGUUGUAACUAUCUCCAACCAAGAGGCUUUAUUUAAGCCUUUGGUUCCUUUAGUUGCAAUUGAUGCUUGGGAACAUGCCUAUUAUUUGCAGUAUCUUAACUUAAAAGCUGACUAUUUUGAAGCCAUUUGGAAUGUGAUCAAUUGGAAAGAAGCUGAACGAAGAUUUAAUGCUGCUAAGUAG
Hemisphaericaspora subhashii is the source of this 696-nucleotide messenger RNA. It is a transcript of the gene SOD3, whose product is annotated as Sod3p. Gene Ontology annotation, biological process: superoxide metabolic process. The record is from RefSeq and is a predicted model, not a curated record. The coding region runs from base 1 to 696 and encodes 231 amino acids. The transcript has a single exon. Gene Ontology annotation, molecular function: superoxide dismutase activity; metal ion binding. Gene Ontology annotation, cellular component: mitochondrion. Lineage: Eukaryota; Fungi; Ascomycota; Pichiomycetes; Serinales; Debaryomycetaceae.